This is a messenger RNA of Juglans microcarpa x Juglans regia, 456 nucleotides long. RefSeq lists its product as uncharacterized. Lineage: Eukaryota; Viridiplantae; Streptophyta; Magnoliopsida; Fagales; Juglandaceae. The coding region runs from base 1 to 456 and encodes 151 amino acids. The transcript has a single exon. The record is from RefSeq and is a predicted model, not a curated record.
AUGAGAGAAUGGGUUGCUUUACAUCAGAUAUUGGAAGUCUAUGAAAAAGCUUUUGGACAACAACUCAAUCGAGACAAGACCUCACUGGUUUUCAGUUGGAACACAAAGCCAGCUGCAAAAGCCUAUUUAAUGGAGGUGGCAAGGUUACUAGCUACUAUGAAAAUGGAAAAGUACCUAGGUCUCCCUUCUCUCAUUGGACGAUCUAGGGCGGCUACCUUUAAGGGUAUUGUUGAUAGGGUUGGUCAGAAACUUGGUAACUGGAAAAACCAAUUUCUUUCACAAGCUAUGAAGGAGAUACUUUUUAAGGCUGUUCUUCAGGCCAUUCCCACUUAUUACAUGAGUGUGUUUUUACUCCCUCUUUCCCUAUGCAGGAAGCUAAUUCUUUAUUUGCUAACUUUUGGUGGGACCACCAAGACUCUCAACACAAAAUCGAUUGGAAAAGCUAUCACUUAUUGA